GAGCCGCCACCGCGCGCUGCAAACGUCGCGAGAAGUGCGGUGCCCGGGCGGGGCGCGGGCGGCGCUGCUGAGGCGGAGCCAGAGUGUGCCGGGGAGGGUGGGCUGGCGGGCGGCCCUGGGCCCUCCUCCGGUCCCGGCGGGUCGGGCUGUUUUUCCUCACCUUAUUUCACCUCCUGCAUGCCGCCGGUGCCGGGGGCGCUGUGGAGCGGAGCUCGAGCCGCCCGCCAUGGCCGAGGCAGGAGCGGGGAGUGCCGAGGGGGUCGAAGAGGAGCGGCAGGCCACUGAAGAUAAUUUCUCAAUCAAUGGAAACUCCUGCAUUGCUUCAGGAGUCCCUACCCUCAUGAAUCCCGUAACUAAGCCUGCUACCACCACUUCUUUCAAUGCUUCUGUGGCUGAGAUUCCAAGGAAGCGCAAAGGAAGUGAUUCUGAUAACCAGGAUACAGUUGAAGCUGAUGGUGAUCCUCAGAAAAGGGAGGCUCACAGUCAAACAGAGAAAAGAAGAAGAGACAAAAUGAAUAAUUUGAUAGAGGAAUUGUCUGCUAUGAUACCUCAGUGCAAUCCCAUGGCACGAAAACUAGACAAGCUUACAGUAUUACGGAUGGCUGUGCAGCACUUAAAAUCUUUAAAAGGUUCAACCAGCUCCUAUACAGAGGUCCGGUACAAACCUUCAUUUUUAAAGGAUGAUGAACUCCGACAGUUAAUCCUUAGGGCUGCAGAUGGAUUCUUGUUUGUGGUUGGAUGUAACAGAGGAAAAAUUUUGUUUGUCUCGGAAUCGGUUUGUAAAAUCCUGAAUUAUGAUCAGGCCAGUCUAAUUGGACAAAGUUUGUUUGAUUACUUGCAUCCAAAGGAUGUUGCAAAAGUGAAGGAGCAACUUUCUUCUUCGGAUAUCUCUCCUAGGGAGAAGCUCAUAGAUGGGAAAACUGGCUUGCAAGUACACACAGAUUUUCAAGCUGGACCAGCUCGACUGAAUUCUGGUGCUCGACGUUCCUUCUUCUGUCGGAUAAAAUGUAGUAGGAACGCAGUCAAAGAAGAAAAGGAGUGCUUGCCAAACCCAAAAAAGAAAGAUCACAGGAAAUACUGUACCAUUCACUGUACUGGGUAUUUGAAGAACUGGCCUCCUAAUGAGGUGGGAGUAGAAGAGGAAAAUGAUGUAGAAAAGGACAGUAGUAACUUUAACUGUCUUGUUGCAAUUGGGAGGUUACACCCUUACAUUGUCCCCCAAAAGAGUGGAGAGAUAAAAGUGAAAGCAACAGAAUUUGUUACACGGUUUGCCAUGGAUGGAAAAUUUGUUUAUGUAGAUCAGCGUGCUACAGCAAUUUUAGGGUAUCUGCCACAAGAGCUUCUGGGAACUUCUUGUUACGAGUACUGCCAUCAAGAUGAUCACAAUCAUCUAGCUGAGAAACAUAAAGAAGUGUUGCAGAAUAAAGAAAAAGUCUUUACAAAUUCCUACAAAUUCAGAGCAAAAGAUGGGACUUUCAUUACGUUAAAGAGCCAGUGGUUUAGUUUUAUGAAUCCAUGGACCAAAGAACUGGAAUACAUUGUCUCAAACAACACUGUGGUAUUAGGUCAUAAUGAGUCAGCUGAAGAACAGGCCCUCUACAGUUCCCAGCCUGCAGAAGAUGCUGUAAAACAGUCUUUAGUAAGUGUACCUGGAAUGUCCUCUGGAACAGUUCUUGGUGCUGGAAGUAUAGGAACUGAAAUUGCAAAUGAAAUACUGGAAUUGCAAAGGUUGCAUUCUUCACCAUCUGAGGAGCUAAGUCCAUCCCAUCUCUUGAGAAAGUCACCUUCUCCAGCUUUACCUAUAAACUGCAGCAAUGUGCCAAAUAAAGAUUUGAUUCAGUUAUGUCCUUUGGAAACAGAAGCCCUAGAGACUUCAGAACAAACCCAGGGUGCUAUUCCAUUUCCCAGUAAUGAACCUCUCCUCAGUGGUAAUUCUCAUCUGGACUUUGAUGCCAUCUGUGAAAAUGAGGACACUGCCAUGACAGCUCUUAUGAAUUACUUGGAGGCUGAUGGAGGACUUGGAGAUCCAGCUGAACUCAGUGAUAUACAAUGGGCUCUCUAGUUCAGCUUUUCCUCAGGAAGAAAGAAUGUCAAGUCCAUAAUGCACAACAACCAAACACCUUCAGUACUGUAUUAUAUUUUUUUAAGACUUUGUCUGAAUUUGUAUUUACUGUCUAUAUAUUUUUAGAGACUGAAACUUUGUUCAGAGAGAGAGAGAGAGAGAGAAACUUUCUGCUGCACCUCUGGGAAAAUGCAAUAUUUUUUUCACAAUGGGGUAACCUUGAAAUUUUCAUAUUGAACCAUCUGUAACUGGAAUGCUGAAAGCACAUUACUAUAUUUUUGCUAAGAAGCUUUAACCAAAAGGUACUAUAUAAUGUACAGGAGGUUUGUGUUUUUUCUUAAUUUCCUUAAACUGUUAUUUAUUAUGUUUCAGAUGGUAGAAUAUUGCUUAAAUGAGUUCUGUAGCACCAACCAUACUUAGACAGUUUAAGAGCAUUUGCAACUACUAAAUUUCAUUGAAACGACGAUUUGCACACACAACAGAUACGAAACAAGGUCUUGUCCUUCAUAAGUGAUGCCAUUUGUGAUCCCUUCCCCUUUUCAGAAGCACAGCUUUGGGAGUAAGAAGUUAAAAAAAUAAAGCACACACUUUUGGCAGCAAGGAUUUGAGUUAGAUCACCGUAGCAAACAGAAGAGUGGAGAAAAAAUAAUCGCUUCUCUGGUAUGCAAACGAAGUCUUAACUCCUGCUUUAUUUGUAAUGUCAUAGUAGAUGGGCAGUGCCUAGGAGCUAGGAAAAGUGAUGCUAAAGUCUAACCAUGCUAAACUUUGCUCUCAUUGCUGGAGGAGUUGACAUAGAUUGUCCUGUCACUGUCUGUUGGUGAAAAGAAGUCUUAAUGUUCUAAAGUAUCCUUUAUAAUCUUUAUGGGGCUUGGUUUGGGUUUUUUUUUUGAGAGAGUUUAGGAUGAUUUUUCUAUUGCUUGAGCCUCUGAAAUACUUGUGUGAUAUAGUCCUGGCUAUAAGGAAAGGGCACAUAGGAUGAUCUUCUUUUGGGGGAACAGCUUUUGCAAGAAUCCUAUCACAGUGACAGCAAAUUACUCAAGAACAGGGCACUUAAUAGGUUGUACUACAACAAUAUAGCGUUAAUAUAUAAAGUAGAUCUUUUUAUCUCUGGUAUUAAAGGUUUGGAAAAGCUUUUGCAUUGUUUAUAUAUCAUAAAGGCAUAAUUUUUCUGGUG
Messenger RNA from Pogoniulus pusillus (Red-fronted tinkerbird), 3236 nucleotides. RefSeq names its product basic helix-loop-helix ARNT like 2 (gene BMAL2). The record is from RefSeq and is a predicted model, not a curated record. Gene Ontology annotation, cellular component: cytoplasm; nucleus; aryl hydrocarbon receptor complex. Gene Ontology annotation, biological process: regulation of transcription by RNA polymerase II. NCBI's taxonomy places the organism in Eukaryota, Metazoa, Chordata, Aves, Piciformes, Lybiidae. Bases 227 to 2062 code for a protein of 611 amino acids. The transcript has 16 exons. Gene Ontology annotation, molecular function: DNA-binding transcription factor activity, RNA polymerase II-specific; protein dimerization activity; RNA polymerase II cis-regulatory region sequence-specific DNA binding.